ACUCCGAAACAUGGCGGCCGAGAGCGAUGUUCAGUCUGAAAUUGAAGUGCUGCAGUCCAUUUAUUUGGAUGACCUCUGUGUUACUCAGAAAGAUGAAGGAGGGUGGAUAGUCAGUCUGGUGCUCUUUCCAUCCACUGCAGAAGACUGUCUCUCUCAGUUUGUCCGUCUUACACUGACAAUGGAUCUGUGUCCUCAGUAUCCACAUUCAUCUCCCUGCAUCUCCAUUCACAAUCCACGAGGUCUGUCAGAUGAUAUACUGCUAAGUUUACAGAAGAGUUUGCAGAUGGAGGCAGAAACAUGUCUGGGGACUCCUGUACUUUACCAGCUCAUAGAGAGAGCAAAAGAGAUUCUAACAGAGAGCAAUAUUCCCCAUGGAAACUGUGUUAUCUGUCUAUAUUGCUUUAAGGAAGGUGAGGUCUUCACUAAGACCAGCUGCUAUCAUCAUUUCCACUCUCACUGUCUUGGCCGCUACAUCACUCACUCUGAGAUGGAGUUGAAGGACCGAGAGCGAGAGCUGAAGGAGGAUAAGACCAGAGACAGGACACAAGAAGAGGAGUUGGCUGUUGUUUGCCCUGUAUGCCGAGAGCCUCUUACCUAUGAUUUGAAUGCCCUCCUGUCCUCACCUGCUCCUACUUUCACCCAGCAGGAGGAUGUGGCCACGGGUGAGGAAUUUAAAAAGAAAUGGGCAGAACUCCAAAAGAUUCUGGAACGGCAGAAGGAAAAGGGUGGAGUUAUUGACCCAGAAGCGGAGUCUAAUCGGUUUCUUAUUCACAUUAAUGAGGCUCCAGAAAAUAUUUCUGAAACCCCUGGUACAGAUGCCUCAGGUGCAGGAUCUUGUCAGUCACUCUCUUCCCCUUUCCCAAAUUCUACCAACGGCACCCAAGUCCCUCAAAGUCAACGCAACGCAGGUCAAUCACAGCAUCAGUCCAGUCACGAGAGAAGACAACAAGGUGACUUUAGGAGAGGUCGUAGAGGAAGAGGUGGUGGAAGAGGUGGUUCAGCACGUCAUGUGGUAAUUUCACCAGGGAUGGAGCGCAUAAGCAAGCCCUCACAAUCUUCUGAUAAAAUGAACUUUGUCAACCCGAAUCCAUCAAGCACCACAUCACAAAGUGCAGCAAAGGGAGAGGCCUGUGAACACCGUGCACAACUCAAGCAGCCUUUGAUUGAUGAAGAAGAAAAACCUGUUGCUACAAAUAAGGACACUUCCAGUGGAGCGGAUGUGAGCCAACUCAGAGAUGUGUCAAAAGAUGUUUCUCACACAAUCUUACAGGAAGGACAACAGGAAAGGGAACAUCUGGGUAGAGGAUUAAAGCAUGGUAGUCGUGGCUCAGGACGCAAUCACGGAUACUGGCAUGAGAGGAACUUUAAGGGACCCAAUCACUGGGAUAAUUCUGGUAGUGUUGGCCACCAUGGAGGAGGACACAGAGCCAGAGAGGGUGGAGCUGGUCAUCAUCACAGAGGAGGUGGAUCACACAGAGGAGGUGGGAGGGGGUUGCAUCAGAGAGUGGAAAAAGAAUUCAGGAAGGAAGGAGUGCUCUGACAGUGGGAGAGGGGAGGUGCAGUCCGAAGAAGCAUACCUCCCGGUUACACCCGAUGUACCUUCAUUACUGUAUCGACAAUAAAAUUCUCCACAAGCA
Triplophysa dalaica is the source of this 1637-nucleotide messenger RNA. It is a transcript of the gene rnf25, whose product is annotated as ring finger protein 25. Gene Ontology annotation, molecular function: ubiquitin protein ligase activity; protein binding. Gene Ontology annotation, biological process: protein ubiquitination. NCBI's taxonomy places the organism in Eukaryota, Metazoa, Chordata, Actinopteri, Cypriniformes, Nemacheilidae. Gene Ontology annotation, cellular component: nucleus. Bases 11 to 1540 code for a protein of 509 amino acids. The record is from RefSeq and is a predicted model, not a curated record. The transcript is spliced from 10 exons.